Molecule: messenger RNA, 754 nt
Organism: Stegostoma tigrinum
Lineage: Eukaryota; Metazoa; Chordata; Chondrichthyes; Orectolobiformes; Stegostomatidae
Gene: sem1
Product: SEM1 26S proteasome subunit
Exons: 3
Coding region: 67-279 (70 amino acids)
Biological process (GO): mRNA export from nucleus; proteasome assembly; double-strand break repair via homologous recombination
Cellular component (GO): proteasome regulatory particle, lid subcomplex; proteasome complex
Source: RefSeq, a predicted model, not a curated record
UCCGCCCCCGAUAGUUUCUGACGUCACAGCGUACCACAGUCCUCCCCUCGGCUGUUCUGCUGAAUCAUGUCGGACAAGAAGGCGCCGGUUGACCUCGGCUUGUUGGAGGAGGACGAUGAGUUUGAGGAGUUUCCCGCCGAAGGUUGGACUGGUUUAGAUGAAGAUGAAGAUGCCCAUGUCUGGGAAGAUAACUGGGAUGAUGACAAUGUAGAGGAUGAUUUUUCUAACCAGUUAAGAGCUGAAUUAGAAAAGUUUGGAUACAAGAUGGAGACGUCAUAGGUGAAGUCCUGCAGGAUAAGAAUGUGUGUCGGAAAAAUAAAGAACUCUGAAUAAAUGUUUAAAACAGAACAGUUUUUCAUUUUCUCCAAACCCACCAAGUUGGAUUGCCUAGACUAAAUUUACAUGUGGCAAAUGUAAUAUUGAAAAGUGAGGUGUAAUGGAAAAAGAAAUGUUGUUCAAAAUCCUUUGCAAAGGAGGACAUUUUUGUGAAUCUUCCUUUUAUAUUUUCAUAAAUUGUUUUGAAAUGUAGUGUAGCCUGUAAAGUUUUCUCUUCAUUUUGUAAUUGUUCCAUUCGUGACAUAACACUGUGUAAGCACGUACAAAAACCCUGGACUCCAAAAGCCUGUUUUACCAAUUUCAUUGAAGCUAAAUUUUUUCAGUGGGUACAAAAGAUCAAAUUAUGAUUAAAGUUUUGCUUUUGAGGUUAUCUUAUUUUGUGCAAUGUAGACAUAAAUAAAAUAAAUUCUGACGUUUA